GCAUAUUUUAAUUCAAAAACCUUGUUUACUCUUUUGAGUAUUCUCUUAAAAUAGUGUGAUGCUAUUUUAGCCAAAUUCCUAAUUCUAUAUCUUAAGAGUGGUUCUCUUAAGUGUGAGUUUUAGGUUCUAGAUAUUUAAUUAAGUGUGUCAUAUCUUGAUUGAAUUCUAGAUUCAAACCCCAAGUUAAGAUAAGAGUGUGUUAUAUCUCUUAACACCAACUUGGUUUAUCCCUUCACUUUACCUCUGCCAAUUUCAUUUCUCACCAUUGAGGUGGUGUAACAUAGCCACAUAGGUGCUCCAAUUGAGUUGGUGUAACGAUCUUACACCAAUUGAGUUGGUGUAAGAUUACCCCUUAUUGAGUUGGCCACCUUUUUUCUAUUGUCAUGUCAUGUUUUUUUUCUGGAACUCAAGUAUAGCUUGGAUCUCGUUUCUUACUCCGUAUCUAAUUGUAUAGAUGAUUUAAGUUAUACACAAAGCUUUGUUCCCCAUAUCAACUCAAUUUUUUCUCUGGCAUUUUGCUUCAUAUAUUAUCAAUUCUAGCUUUUGAUUCUUUACUCAACCAUGGAUUUAGUGUUUAGAAUGUCAGUACCUCCGCCUUUCCACUAUAUUAUAUGGAAUUAUGUAUGAAUGUCAUCAAUCUUUACUUUGGUUAAGACUAAAAAGCAAAUGUAGAAUCUUCUUAUAGGAUAGAGGAAAAGCGUAUUACAAUAAUGGCAUCAUGCAGACAGAUGAUAUUGUCCAUAUUAGAGAAAAAAAGAAGUAAUACCACUUCCUCUAGCCUCUAGCAUUCAUAUAGGUGCAUAGUAAUUUAAUCCAUUGGACAGUAUCUUCCUUUGAGGUGAGAGUGCUCUUGUGCAGCAUGUGUGAUUCCUGACUCUCCAAAUGGAGUAGACAUAAGUGGCAAAUUCACAAUCAUGUCAUCCACCGAAUCUCCCUCAAAUUUAUAUUCAAUCCAAUCAUGGAUCUUCAAGUAGAUUUUCUUGGUAUAAGAACAUCUACAAACAAGAUGCUGGUAAUCUUCAUCCUUAAAUUUACAGAGUAUACAAAGGUUAUCAAUGGUGAGGAAUUUACUAAGCCUUUUUUUUAGUUUGCAGUUUAUCCUUGCAUAUAAGCCAUGAUAUCAGCAAAACACGCGCUUGAUUUGGGUUUUUAUUAUCUUUGGAAGAAUAAAUUCAACCCAAUAUGGAUCAUAACAACUAGACAUAAAAGCCUUGAUUUUCUUGAAUUCAUUUAAAGUGAGAAAUGGUAGCAUGGAGCCAUCCAGGGGUACAUCAUACACAAUACGUAGACCCAAUUUAAACAACAAUAUAUUUUUCCUGCCAAAGUGCAAUGAGUGUGUUAUAUAAGGAACUCUCGGAAAAUUUGAAAUCAUGUUUGCGGAUUUCAGUUGCCCUAGAUUGGUGCUAUUCUUUGUUAGAGAGUUCCCCUUGGAGAAACAUAGUAUAAUACUUAUGCAUCACUUUUUUCCCGUCAAGCUAUUUUUGUGUACUGAGUAAUUUCUUUUCCGUGGAAUGCGUCUCUUGUAGGUUCUUCGUGGUGAUAACAGUGCACUUGCGAAUGAUAUACACAAAGAGAUGAAGGUGUAAUUUUCAUUGUUCGCGAUUCCGUAUUAACAACCUUGACUGGCGCAUUGACCCACAAGUUGGAAAAUACUUCAUUUGAUGUCCUCAACUUGUUUGGGACACUUGUUUUACCAGAUAAGUAGCAAGUAUAAGACAUUCCCAAAUAGGUAGUAGGGGCUCCCGGCAAAUUGUAAGUUUUUCAGAGUGUGCGUUGUUGAGUAAGGUUCUGCUGUUGAAAGUGUUAAGAAGCAAGGAAGACAAGUAAAAGAUAUGUAGAUUUCAACUAUUGAUGGUUUCCAAGGUUUAGAGAAAGAAGCCAUCAUCAUUUCAAUGGUGCGGUCAAACUCACAGCAAGAGGUUGGAUUUCUGAGUGAUUGCAGGAGAAUGAAUGUUGCUGUGACACGAGCAAGAAGAUGGUGCUGUCUUGUCUGCGACACUCAGGCUGCCAGCAGUGAUGUGUCCUCGAAGCAUUUGGUUGAGUACUUUGAGGAGCUUGGAAAAUAUUUAAGUGCCUCAGAAUAUGUGCAUGAAUGAAACACUUAAUAAUUUUACCAUGCUUUGAACUCGAGUAGCUUCAUGUAUAUGUAAUUCAUUAUUUUAUGAUGCUGAUCUAUUUAUCAAUGCCAUCAUUUUGAUGCAAAAUUUGAACUGAUGAUUAUCAAUGCAUUUCAUUUAAGAGUAAAUAAUAUUGUUUGUUCAAUGCUGGAAAAAUAGGCAUAACUUCACUUGAACUCGUAAAAGCCUUUGUGCGUGAGAGCGUCUAUUUCUUUAUCGAAUUAUAGAAUCGAAACCCAGUUGAAAGUCAGAAUUCUUGGCAGUUAUGCAGAUCUAGACGUACUUGACCUGUAUAGACUGUUGACGAAGGAUCACCGGAUUCACCGCCAAUCAGUUUCGUCCACUGUAAUGAUAUUCCUGAAGUUGAAAUGCCAAAAGAAAUGGGUUUGUCCUUU
This is a messenger RNA of Cuscuta campestris, 2512 nucleotides long. NCBI's taxonomy places the organism in Eukaryota, Viridiplantae, Streptophyta, Magnoliopsida, Solanales, Convolvulaceae. The record is from the annotation of a GenBank genome assembly.